AUGUUUUGUUAUCACUGUUACCGUAAACUAGGCAAAGAUCUUGACUGCAAAUGGGCAGACGGAGACUUGAGACUAGGGCCAAAGACGAUUUUGAAGCUUGUUAAGAAUUGCCUCAAAGAUGAAGCCUGUAAGGGCGCCAUAGCAGAAGGUAGAAGCACCCUUGAAGAGGUUCAGGAUAGCAUGUCAGAAACCGAGCGUAGUGAGAGGUUGGGCACACGCAAGAAAAAAUCAGUCCCUAAGAAGGAAAAAGCCCCCCUCAGUAAGUCUGAUGACAAGGGGGUGUAUUUGCCAGACCACAGGGAUCCUCCCCCUGUUGUUACAUCAAAGGGAGGAGCUGGCUUAUACCCUGUAUGUGAGCUUGAAGCCUUAAAUUUAGAUAGCUCCAAUGACUCGGAAGAGUCAGGAGAUGAGGUUUUAGAUACUGAGGAAGAGGCCGAAUUAGAAGAAGAGGCUGCUAGAUAUGAGGAAGAAAGAUACCACCUGGAUGGUUAUGGACAAAACAGCAAAAGGUAUCGGGGACAGCGGCGUCAACCAGUCCUCUUGCAGGCUGUCCCUUCGGCGCCCCCUGCCUAUGAGAUGCGUCCGAAGUCAUACUCUUUUCUCCCAGAUAGGGUAAAAAGAAAGUUGCGCCUCCCUUACCCUGUCUUUGAAGGCGCUGAAGGAGGACGGGUUCAUGCACCUGUGGAAUAUAAUCAGAUAAAAGAGCUGGCAGAAUCAGUUAGAAAAUAUGGGGUUACAGCUAACUUUACUCUUGCACAACUAGAUAGACUGGCCAUGUCAGCGAUGACGCCAGCCGACUGGCAGACGGUCGCGUAGGUGCCACUUGUCAGCAUGGGCCAAUACUUGGAAUGAAAAGCACUCUGGAAUGAGGCUGCCCAAGAGCAGGCCAGAUCUAAUGUGCUGGCCUUGACUCCUGAACAGCAACAAUGGACAUUUGAUCUACUAACAGGCCAGGGUCAUUUUGCAGCUGAUCAAACAAACUACCAUUGGGGCUCCUAUCAACAAAUCGCCAGUUCAGCCCCUUGGAAGGCGCUCUCCAAGAAAGGAGGGAUUGAUAAACAGCUCACUAAAAAUAUUCAAGGGACCCAAGAGCCAUUUUCUGACUUCGUGGCCAGAAUGACCGAGGCUGCCGGUAGUAUUUUUGGUGAUUCAGAACAAGCCAUACCUCUAAUUGAACAGCUAAUUUUUGAACAGGCCACCCAAGAAUGUCAUGCACCUAUAGCCCCGAGGAAAAAUAAGGGAUUACAAGAUUGGCUUAGGGCAUGGAGUGCCUGGGGGAAGCCUAAAUGCUUAAAAACUGACAAUGGACCUGCUUAUACUUCUCAGAAAUUUAAAAAAUUUUGUGCACAAAUGCAAGUCACACAUAUUACAGGCUUGCCAUACAACCCUCAAGGACAGGGCAUCAUUGAGUGUGCACAUCGCACGCUCAAAUCAUAUUUAAAACAAAGAGGGGGAAUAAUAAAGGAUUUGCCCCCUGUACCACGAGUCACCAUAGCAAUGGUACUCUUCACCAUAAAUUUUUUAAAUUCAGAUGAGCAUUGUCAGACCGCAGCAGAACGGCAUUGCUCAUACCCACAUCAACCUAAGGAAUUGAAUGAAGAAAAUCCCUUCUGGGUCCCUGAAAGACUCACCAGGACAGUCCUGGAGCAGAAGGAUACAGCAGACCAGACAUAUGAAAGGGGGCAGCGAGGUGCUCCUCCUAAUGUCACUGAUAAUGAUCGAGAUCUCAGCUGUCCAGGGGAAACCACGAUGGGGAAUCAUGUCAACGUUCCCACUUCCGAUGCCGCUGUAGUAACUCGCAUGCCAUGCUUUGUGCCCGUCCAAGUGGAUACACCUAGCAGUAUGAUGCUUUUUAGAGAAAAAAGAGAUUUUGGGAUCCCUGCAAUUAUUGUUGGUAUAGUGGCCGCCACAGCAGUUACUGCAGCCGUUACAGCUUCUGCCCUUGCAUUGUCUACCUCGGUACAAACUGCACAGACCAUUAAUGGUCUGUCGGCCACUGUCUCUGAAGCCUUGGAUAGACAGGCCUCGGAAAAUACUCAGAUAUAG
This is a messenger RNA of Phodopus roborovskii (desert hamster), 2046 nucleotides long. Its product is annotated as igE-binding protein-like. Gene Ontology annotation, molecular function: nucleic acid binding. The record is from RefSeq and is a predicted model, not a curated record. Lineage: Eukaryota; Metazoa; Chordata; Mammalia; Rodentia; Cricetidae. Gene Ontology annotation, biological process: DNA integration; viral process.